AGUUCAGGGAGCUCGUUGGAGACAUCACCGAGCUUCUUGGCCUGCCAAAUGUCUCCGAUUUUUUUCCGGUGAUGGCGAGAUUCGAUUUGCAGGGGAUACAGAGGAAGAUGAAGGUUUUGUUGGAGAGAUUUGAUGGGAUUUUUGCAAGAAUUAUAGAGAUGAAGAGAGAAAAGAAGAUGAAAGAUGGGAUGAACGAGGAAAAGAAGGAUUUUUUGGAUUACAUGCUUAUGUUAGAGGAGAAGGGAAGUGAGAGCAAGGAAACCUUCUCCAUGACCCAUAUUAAGGCAUUGCUCAUGGAUAUGGUGGUAGGGGGGACUGAAACAAGUUCAAACACCAUAGAAUUCGCCAUGGCUGAAAUGCUAAACAAACCAGAAACGAUCAAAGAAGCACAGAAAGAGCUGGAGAGAGUAGUAGGCAGAGACAACGAAGUAGAAGAAUCGCACUUACCCCAUCUCCACUACCUCAACACGAUCAUCAAAGAAGUUCUCAGGCUUCACCCCGCCCUGCCCCUCUUAGUUCCGCACUGCCCAAGCUCGCCGUCCGCCGUCGGGGGCUUCGCCGUGCCGAAGGGAAGCCGAGUGUUCAUCAAUGUGUGGGCGAUUCACAGAGACGAAACGCUGUGGAAGGAUCCGUUGGAAUUUAAGCCUGAGAGGUGGAAUUGCGGGGGCGACGCAGCUGAAGGGGAGUUCUGCUACUUGCCCUUUGGAUCCGGGAGAAGAAUUUGUGCGGGGAUUUUAAUGGCGGAGAGGAUGGUUUCGUACGCUCUGGCUUCGCUUCUCCAUUAUUUUGAUUGGGAGUUGCCUCAUGGAGCAUUAGGGAUUGAUGUAUCGGAGAAGUUUGGGAUUGUUUUGAAGAAGGCGGAGCCCCUCGUUGUAAAGCCCGUCCUGAGGGUCUCCAAUUUGGAGCUGUUUUGUUAAAAGUUGGAAGUAUAAUUUCGGAGGAAUUAUCUCUGCAUGCGGUGGCUGAGCCGGACCGUAUAUCAUGG
Phalaenopsis equestris is the source of this 985-nucleotide messenger RNA. Its product is annotated as geraniol 8-hydroxylase-like. The annotation marks the transcript as partial. NCBI's taxonomy places the organism in Eukaryota, Viridiplantae, Streptophyta, Magnoliopsida, Asparagales, Orchidaceae. The transcript is spliced from 2 exons. Gene Ontology annotation, molecular function: oxidoreductase activity, acting on paired donors, with incorporation or reduction of molecular oxygen; heme binding; monooxygenase activity. The record is from RefSeq and is a predicted model, not a curated record.